AUGGGUGAAUCAAUUGAAGUUGAGGAUAGCUUAGAAUUGGAGUACGACAUGUGGGAUGGCCAAUUUGAUUUCGUUGGCCCGCAGGACCCACCCGUUAGAGGAAGGAUCACGUCGGACAAUAGUGUUACAGAAGAUUUGUUUACUGGAGGCCCCUUAACACCUCAUUUGACUAAUGGCUUAAAUGGUGGAAAGAAAACUGCCGCACAUCAGUGGUGCGAUAAUUUAUCUGACCAAGUCCAACUCCUACAGCAGCAAGUAACAUCUCUCGCUGACACACAAAGUACGGCGGACGAAAGAUACGCGCGGGCGAAAGCUGACAACGCGGUGCUUCAAGCGCGCGUACACAUGCUCGACGAGCAGCUACGAGAGAUCGAGUGUAGAUGCGAAGAGCGCAUCGCAGAGGAACAGAGACGAUGUAGAGAAGCGAUAGCGCGAGUAGAGCGCGAUAGAGACGCGCAAUUAGCUGGGCUCAGUGACCGGCUCGCUGCUGCCGAGGCAGAAGCCUCACAUCUCAAGCAGGAGGUCGGUCGUCUACGCGGUGUAGCAGAAACACUCCGUACAAACGCCGAGACGUGCACUCGUAACGCCCGCGAAGCGCAAGAGGCGGCCGGUGAGCUUGCCGCUCAGGUCACAGCUGCUCGGGAAGCAGAGAGGCGCGAGAGAGAGGCCGCGGUGUCCGCGCGGGAGCAACUCGCCAUCGUGCAGAGAGAACUCAGUGAGCUGAGUGCGAUGAGCGCCGCGCCGCCGCCGCCUCCCGAUCCGCGGUUAGAUGAACUGAGGAAGGAGCUCGCGUUGUUGAGGACACAGAAUAAAACGUUAACAGAAGCGCAAGAAGAACUUCAAGCGCAGAUCCUCACCCGCGGCGUAGAAGAAGGACGUAGUUUACUGGACGGAGUGAGCGGGCCUCUCGUCGCUACUAACUCACUCGCGCACGAACUCUCACAGAUGAGUGACCACGAGCUCGUUGGUAGCACACACACAGAUCACAGCAUAGAGUUGGAAAAGUUGCAGAAAGCUUUGAAAGAACAACAAGAUGUGAAUGUCCAGUUAAGGGACUACAUCGAUGGAAUACUCCUUGCUAUAGUAGAAAACUACCCGCAGUUACUCGAAGUCAAAUAUCAAAAGCCAAAUAUGAAGUCA
Brenthis ino (lesser marbled fritillary) is the source of this 1140-nucleotide messenger RNA. NCBI's taxonomy places the organism in Eukaryota, Metazoa, Arthropoda, Insecta, Lepidoptera, Nymphalidae. The record is from the annotation of a GenBank genome assembly.